Molecule: messenger RNA, 2154 nt
Organism: Asterias rubens (European starfish)
Lineage: Eukaryota; Metazoa; Echinodermata; Asteroidea; Forcipulatida; Asteriidae
Exons: 2
Coding region: 104-1414 (436 amino acids)
Cellular component (GO): nucleus
Molecular function (GO): DNA binding
Source: RefSeq, a predicted model, not a curated record
CUUAUUAUUCGUACGUCAACGAGCGUCACCGCGUCAUGAGUGUUUUCAAACACGUUGGUGUGCCAGCCAGUACCGUCAUAUAUUUUCGACCCCCAAGUUCAUCAUGCUGAAAGUAAAGUUUCCUGGCAUGGCGGUGGCCAGUAAAGGGAAGGAAACUUACCGAAAGUAUUCACCAGAUAAUUUGGACAAAGCGUUAGCGGCUGUAACUGGUGAGGGUUUCUCUAUCAAAAAAGCUUCAAGAAUUUAUGCUGUUCCAUAUUCUACUCUGUAUGAUAGAGCCAAUGGAAGAAUAAAAAAGUUGCAAUGCACUAAGUCGGGACCCGAUCCCCUGUUGAGCGUGGAAGAGGAACAGACACUAGUAACAUACAUUGAGUUAAUGGCUUCCUUUGGCUAUGAGUACAGCCGUACUGAAGUAACAUCACUUGCUACUGACUUGGCUGUCCGCCAUGGACUGAAAAAGAAGUCCGAUAAGCCCCUCUCACUGCAGUGGUUUUAUAGCUUCAUGAAACGCUGGCCAGAGCUCAAGGUAAAGAAACCUAAAUCUCUCGAGAUAAUGCGAACUAAAGCCACCUCUCUUGAGACGGUCAAUAAAUACUUUGACGAACUGGAGCAUAUUCUAGAGAAACAUAACCUAGUAGAUCGACCACAGGCCAUCUACAUUGUUGAUGAGAAGAGCAUCACUGAGUACCAUAAACCUCCAUCAUGUAUUGUACUACCCUCACAUCAAGCAACGCCUCCAGAAGAUACCAUGGAUGAAUCAACCACUACAACAGUAAUUGGAUGUGGGAAUGCUGUUGGCAUGGCCGUACCCCCAUUUUUCAUAUUCAAGGGACCCCGUAUGCGAAAGGAAUUCUUGAAAGGUUGUACUACCGGUACUGCAGGGGCGGCCAGCGACUCCGGCAAGUCUAGCUCAGACACUUUUAAGAGAUACCUUGACCACUUCAGCAAAUACCGCGUUCCUGCAACACCAGAAAACCCUAUCUUGGUAUUGUAUGACGAACAUAAGUGUAAUGUUUCGCUAUCGCUAAUUCAAUGGGCACGGGAGGAGAGAAACAUCAUCCUUUUUGUACUUCCGGCAUACACUUCGCAUAUUCUUCAGCCCAUGGACGUUGGAUGUUUUGGACCGUUUGAAAACAUCCUUAAUGAUUUGCGGAAAAAAGCACCACCUGGUGUUGCCAAACACUCCCCGUUGUGUGCGUUAGCUUGCAAGGCAUAUACAUCUGCAUUCACGCCAAGUAACUUGCACGAAUCCUUCAGACGGAGUGGCAUCUACCCAGUUGACCGAUGUUCUGUGGAACAAUCCAGCUUCCGCACUCCAACCAAAGGUACUUCUUCCACGUCGGUCAUGCCAGAACCGACAGCUGUGACAGCUGAAGAUGCCGCUGACAUGCACCAACUUUUUCAAGAAGGCUGAAGCGUUGCUGACAGAGAACCCUAAACAGACAAAGAACACUGAACUCGUUCUCACAACAUUCUGGUAGUCUUGGUGCAAGACGUUGCUACAUGUAUUCACAUUAUCACUCAACUAUCGCGAUCCCCUGCUCGCACUCUCCUCGCUGCGCACAUAACGAUCAUUUUGCACCAAGACUACAUUUUUUCAUUUAAUAAAGAGUAAGACACAGGUAGUUUUAGACAAUAUUAGGAAAAUCUGGAGAAAGAAACCAAGAUGAUCAGUCACCAGGGUCCAUUUUUAUGGUUAUUACCACCAAAUUCUGCACUUGCGAUCACCAUUCUCCGCUUAAUGUGCAAGCGCCGCAUUUCUGUGCUAGCUGUGUAACUGUAAGCAUAGAAUGUCUAAGUAACAAGGAGUACGCAGUCGCACAAGCUUAAAUUCCUAGCUUAACCCUUCCCUGCUUCCUUAAGCGCUGAUUCUUCGCUUUCGGUAAGCAUGCAGAGCCAUGAAGUUGGGCCGCGGUGUUCACAAAAACAAAGUACUUCUGGGACAAGCCAUCAGAACAGAAAACCAAGAUGCAACCUGCAUAACUACAUGACAUUUACUUCUUUGCCUUGCACAGUGCACAUUGUUGAAUUAAAAAGUUACUGUGUGUUGCAAGAAACCCCCCACUCCAAAUAAGUGUAAAGGGUGGCUGCAGUGUUUUUUUAAAUAAUUUAAACGAUUAAACAUGACUUUUUAAACCUGGAAUAUUUUUUAUU